AUGGUUGGGAAGUCCCUGAUUGCUGGUCUGGUGGUCCUUCUGGUGGCUGCAGUGAGCCUGUUUCUGGGGGUGUUCAUGGGCCUGGGGAGGAAAAGCACUCCUCCUCCUUCAGACCACUUCUACUCGAAGGCUGCUGUAGCUGCUGAUGCUGGAAAGUGUUCAGAAGUGGGAAGGGACAUUUUGAAGAAAAACGGCACAGCUGUGGAUGCUUCCAUUGCUGCCUUGCUGUGUGUUGGGCUUUUGAACGCUCAUAGCAUGGGCAUCGGAGGAGGCCUUUACUUUAUAAUAUAUAAUGCUUCCACAGGGAAGGUGGAAACCAUUGAUGCGAGGGAGACAGCCCCCAUGAACGCCACCGAAGACAUGUUCGGCAACAACACCAAGCUUUCUCGUACAGGUGGAUUGUCCAUAGCCAUCCCAGGAGAGAUUCGUGGUUAUGAGAUGGCACACAAAAGGCACGGCAGGCUUCCAUGGAGGGAGCUGUUCGAGCCCAGCAUUGCUUUGGCUCGUGAUGGCUUUCCCAUCGGGAAAGCCUUGGCUCACGCCAUCUUCAAGAGCAGAGAAUCCAUUCAAGAAGACGCCAACAUGUGCGAGGUGUUUUGUGACUCUCAAAAACAAAUCCUGAAAGAAAAUGACAUUGUUAGAUUCCCAAAGCUGGCUGACACGUACCAGAAAAUAGCAGAAGAGGGGCCUGAUGUGUUUUACAACGGGACGAUGGCUCAGAGUAUCGUUGAAGACAUCCAGGCAGCAGGUGGCAUUAUCACCCUCGAUGAUUUGUUGGAGUACCAGCCGUUGCUGAAUGAAAACCCUCUGACGCUGAAUGUUGGGGAUUACACCAUCCAUGUCCCGGAUGCCCCCUCCAGCGGCCCUGUGUUGGCCCUCAUCCUCAACAUAGUGGAUGGGUACAACUUCACAGACACCAGUGUUUCUACAGCCGAGGAAAAAACUCUGACGUACCAUCGCAUCGUUGAGGCUUUUCGUUUUGCUUACGCCAAGAGAAGCAGACUGGGAGACCCUCGAUAUCUCAACAUCACCGAUCUAAUCCAAAACAUGACCUCAGACUAUUUUGCCGAUGGCAUAAGGAGUAAAAUUACAGAUGACACCACCCACCCUGACAGCUACUACGAGCCUGAAUAUUUCAUCCCAGAGAACCACGGCACAGCUCACCUGUCUGUCAUAGCUGAGGAUGGAAGUGCCGUCGCAGCCACCAGUACGAUUAAUCUCUACUUUGGGUCUAAAGUCAUGUCUCGAUCCACUGGAAUAAUUUUCAACGAUGAAAUGGACGACUUCAGCUCUCCUCACAUGAUCAAUGGAUUUGGAAUCCCACCUUCACCCAACAACUUCAUCCAGCCAGGCAAAAGGCCUCUGUCGUCCAUGUGUCCUACAAUAAUCUUUGACAAAGAAAACAGAGUGAAAAUGGUUGUAGGAGCAUCCGGGGGCACAAAAAUCACCACAGCCACCGCCUUAGUAAGUCAGAGUCAGUUACAGUUCCUGUAGAUUUUCCUGCUACGGUACGAGAGCUGAACUUCUGUCUUGAAACAGGUUAUCCUGAACUCUUUGUUCUUUAACUACGACCUGAGAAAAGCUGUGAUGGAGCCACGAGUUCACAACCAGCUCAACCCGAACAUGACGGUGGUGGAGCAGGGCUUCGAAAAGAGUGUCCUGGAGGGGCUGGCCCAGAAGAACCAUAUAACCCAGCUGCUGAGUACUCCAGACUCUGUCGUCCAGGCCGUGGUGCGGCAGGGGGAGCGUCUCUGUGCAGAGUCUGACCCCAGGAAAGGAGGCUAUCCAGCUGGAUAUUAA
Molecule: messenger RNA, 1800 nt
Organism: Nematolebias whitei (Rio pearlfish)
Lineage: Eukaryota; Metazoa; Chordata; Actinopteri; Cyprinodontiformes; Rivulidae
Product: glutathione hydrolase 1 proenzyme-like
Exons: 11
Biological process (GO): glutathione catabolic process; regulation of inflammatory response; peptide modification
Cellular component (GO): plasma membrane
Molecular function (GO): glutathione gamma-glutamate hydrolase
Source: RefSeq, a predicted model, not a curated record